Molecule: messenger RNA, 1518 nt
Organism: Biomphalaria glabrata
Lineage: Eukaryota; Metazoa; Mollusca; Gastropoda; Planorbidae
Product: cyclin-dependent kinase 1
Exons: 8
Coding region: 142-1068 (308 amino acids)
Biological process (GO): mitotic G2 DNA damage checkpoint signaling; G2/M transition of mitotic cell cycle; protein phosphorylation
Cellular component (GO): nucleus
Molecular function (GO): RNA polymerase II CTD heptapeptide repeat kinase activity; ATP binding; cyclin-dependent protein serine/threonine kinase activity
Source: RefSeq, a predicted model, not a curated record
UCCGCAGGACUAUUAAUAGCGCCAUCUAGUGAAUGUUUACAACUAACAACCAAACCUACUUACUAUUGGUUAAUUCGAACGAGCCGCUGGUCACGCUAAUAGGAUCUGAACUAGACGUCUUGUUACCAACUUCAAGUCAAAAUGGAUGAGUAUUCAAAGAUUGAAAAAAUUGGAGAAGGCACAUAUGGAGUGGUCUACAAGGGCAGACAUAAGAAAAGUAACAGAUUAGUAGCAUUGAAAAAAAUUAGACUGGAGUCUGAAGAGGAAGGUGUUCCAUCCACUGCAAUUCGAGAAAUUUCUUUGUUAAGGGAACUACAGCAUCCUAAUAUUGUUUCACUUGAAGAUGUUUUAAUGCAAGAAAACAAGCUCUAUCUUGUAUUUGAAUUUCUUUCAAUGGAUUUGAAAAAGUAUUUGGAUAGUAUACCAGCUGGAAAUUUUAUGGAUCCCAUGCUUGUCAAGAGCUACUUGUAUCAAAUUACAGAAGGGAUUCUGUUCUGUCACAAACGCCGUGUGUUGCACAGAGACCUUAAACCUCAGAACCUGCUUAUCAAUGAUAAUGGUGUGAUAAAACUUGCAGAUUUUGGUCUAGCUCGAGCAUUUGGUAUACCUGUUAGAGUUUAUACCCAUGAGGUUGUGACCUUGUGGUACAGAGCUCCUGAAAUUCUGCUGGGAUCCCCUCGCUAUUCAGUACCAGCUGAUAUCUGGAGCAUUGGUUGUAUUUUUGCUGAAAUGGUUACUAGGCGCCCAUUAUUUCAUGGUGACUCUGAAAUUGACCAGCUUUUCCGUAUUUUUAGAACUUUAACAACACCAACAGAAGAAACUUGGCCUGGGGUGUCUCAGCUGCCUGACUUUAAACCAUCAUUCCCACAUUGGAAAACAAAUCAACUAGCAAACAGUGUUAAGCAGCUUGAUAGACUUGGAUUGGAACUUUUACAAGAGAUGUUGAUUUAUGAUCCCCCUCAAAGGAUACCUGCUAAGGCUAUUUUGGAACACCCUUAUUUUGCUGAUUUAGACAAGACUACACUUCCUGCCAGAAAUUUUACACCCAUGGAAUUAAUGUAUGAUUAACACCUGCAGUUCGGUCUACGCUGAUUGUGAUUAAACAUAUUUUUUAUGUCAUUUUGUUGUUACCUGAAUCAUUGCAUACUCUAAAAAAAGACUGUCUUUACCUGCAUACUUGUACCUAUUCUGUCUAUACUUUCAACAUGAUUGUCAUUAAAGCUUGUAAAUAAUGCAAAUGUUUUUUUAAAUGAUCUGAUUUUUUUUAUGACAUGUAUAUUUUGUUCUGAACACUGGCUAUAUUGUAUGAGAAUGAUAAUGAAAUAUGACUUGAAUUGUAAUGGAAUGGUGAAGAGUUGUGUACAUAUAAUAUGGGGUUGGCACUAUUGGACAAUAUAACAAUAUCUCUCACUGGUAAGAAAUACUCGAGUGUUGAACAGAUUGACUGUAAACCUCAAAUUGGUGUUAGAAAUUAUGAGUGCAGUUCGAUAUGGUGUAAUAAAAAUAUUGUUAAGUUAA